AUGUCGAAGCCCAUCCCACGAGCCUUGCCAUUUGCUGAUGCCGCAACCAUAGUGAGAGCUCACCAGAAAGACGCUUACUUCGAGUCGUCGUACCGUUCGCAGGUCCAAGAUGUGCUCCAGAUCAUCAAGGGCCAGCGGUUCAUCCACACACACCCUGAAGAAAUCACCGUGUUCACCAAAUCAUUAUACUUGGCCCUCACCACGCUUAUCGGAGCCAGAACCCUAGGCGAGGAGUACGUGGACUUGAUCUACGUGCACAAGUCGGGCAAGGGUUUGCCGAGGAUCAUACCGAGGGCAGGGUUCAUUUUGUCCUACGCGUUGGUGCCGUACGUUGUGUCGAAGUUGGUGAGACGUUUCCGACCCAAGGAAGACGACGACGAUGCCAACGACUCGCGAGGCGUGGUGGUCAAAUUCUUAUCGUCAUACCGCAGGGUGCUAGACACGUUGAUGAAUAUCCACAUUGCCAUCUUCUACUUCCAGGGUGAGUUCUACUCGUUGUCCAAGCGGAUCUUUGGCAUGCGUUACGCCUUUGGCCACAACAAGGACCCCAAGAAGCUCCGCAAGGCCGGUAACUACUCGUUCUUGGGUGCUAUUAUCCUCAUGCAGUUUCUCGUCAAGGGUAUCAUUCACCUCAAGAACUACAGCGACGAAAGGGCAUCCAGAACCAACGGCAAGAAUGGGUCUCCAUCUGAUGACACCAGUUCGUCCUCGCUCCAGAUCACGGCCAUUGACCAGUUGAAGGGCAUAAACCUCCAGAAUACCAGCUCAGUCGUGGACCUCGACGACCCUACCCAGUUACCCUACCUUCCUUCCAAUGCACGCUCGUGUAUGCUAUGUCUUUCGUCCAUGGUGAAUCCAGCAGCUGCCAAUUGUGGACACCUAUUCUGCUGGGACUGCAUUGUUGAUUGGUUGCGAGAGAAUCCGGAGUGUCCAUUGUGCCGGCAGCUGUGCUUGGAGCAGAACUUGCUUCCUUUGAAGUAG
Messenger RNA from Suhomyces tanzawaensis NRRL Y-17324, 981 nucleotides. Its product is annotated as ubiquitin-protein ligase peroxin 10. Gene Ontology annotation, biological process: protein import into peroxisome matrix. The transcript has 2 exons. Gene Ontology annotation, molecular function: zinc ion binding. Gene Ontology annotation, cellular component: peroxisomal membrane. The record is from RefSeq and is a predicted model, not a curated record. Bases 1 to 981 code for a protein of 326 amino acids. Lineage: Eukaryota; Fungi; Ascomycota; Pichiomycetes; Serinales; Debaryomycetaceae.